UUGCUAUCGAUAGCAGUGGACAAAAACAGCUGAUUGAUAAAAGUUGAAGGCAUAGCCAAAAUAUUAAAAAAAAUCUUGUUAUUAAACGCCAUUUAAGAUGCAACACACUUUAAGACGCUGCCUAACCAUGGCAAGCAUACCAAAAAUGCGCUGUUAUGCCACAUUGCCACAUGCCCCCAACAAGAAGCAAACGAGCCGCAACCAACAAUUACCUCGUCUUAUGGACUUUCCGGAGAUCAUUUGGCCAUCGGCAUUAAACACAAUUAAAAAUUGGAUAACCGUACAGUUUAUAAUUCGACCAUAUUUCGACAGCGAGUUUCAGAUUAAAGACUUCAUCUAUGGCGCCAAACAAGCGUUGCAGGUGGUUUCAUCGAAAUUGACGGGCGGCGAUUUGAAUCAGUUGCAAGAUCUUGUUAGUGCCGAUGCCAUUGCUGAACUGAAGCCCGUGGUACAAAAGCUGUCGAUGACGCAGCGAAAACAAUUAGAGAUCAAUGAGAGCGACAUCUAUCUAUCGUUUCCCUAUCAGAUUGGCAUUAUGUUCGACGAUGCCAACGAUCAGUUGCAGAAACGUUGGGUAGAAAUCACAAUGGUGUUUCACGUAAUGCGUGGAUUGUCCGAGAUGCGUGAGCGCGGCGAGGAAAUACCCUGGAAUAUGGGCACUAUGCCAGAGUAUCAGGACAAGGUGUUCAUCUGCAACUAUCGCUUCAAGAAGGAAUUUACGGCGGGUCAACAAUCAGAUUGGACCAUCAAUGUGGCUAAUCAUUUUAGAGCCAUCGAUCUGAUUAACGAAGAGUCCAAAUAACAAAGACUCUAUUAACCCUAAGCUAAACUAUGGCUAUAAUCUGAUUUAGCUGUAAUCCUUCUCCAUUUAACCCUGCUCCAAGUUUGGAAUAAAUUUUUGCGUUGAAUUAUUUUUAUAGGUAUGAGACAGAAAAAUUCAAGUGUUUAUUGUGUAGUUUAAAUAACGAGUAUACAUUUAAGAAGUUUUAGUUGAUAUUUUUAGUUUUCUCCCUCUCUCUCUCUCUUAUUCACUGCCUAAGCUUUAUGGUUCUUCUCGUACUUGGCCCUGUAGAUGCCCUUCGAGUCGUAUUUGUCGAGCAGCUUCUUCCAGUCGGCAGCGUUGUUGGCGCGCAGGAAGUUGAUCACCUUGUUCGAGUUACGACGCUGCACUUCAGUGCACUUGGCGCACUCUGACUCGAGGGCAUCGGGCAACAGACGCUUCAGUUCACGACCCUCCGCCGUGCA
Molecule: messenger RNA, 1245 nt
Organism: Drosophila nasuta
Lineage: Eukaryota; Metazoa; Arthropoda; Insecta; Diptera; Drosophilidae
Product: m-AAA protease-interacting protein 1, mitochondrial
Exons: 3
Coding region: 98-802 (234 amino acids)
Biological process (GO): protein insertion into mitochondrial inner membrane from matrix
Cellular component (GO): mitochondrial inner membrane
Molecular function (GO): ribosome binding
Source: RefSeq, a predicted model, not a curated record